AUGCAGACACUCAGAGAAAGUGCUUGGUUUGGACUACCACGCGAUAAAAGGAGUAUAUCCUGGCUGAUUCUAUUGGAUAUAAUAGGACCAUCUACUACAGAGAUAGAUAAUGAUAUACGGAGUAGGUGUAAGGCGUACGAACAGUUGAAUAAGCAGGGUAUGAGAAUGAACAGUCCAGAGAUACUUCUGUCACCACUUACACACGAUAAAGUACAUAAACAGAUAAGUAAAGAUGUACUACGGAUAGAGUGUGAUGUGCGUGGUAUAAAUACGUCUGAGUGUUAUAUUAAAGCAAUGAGUAUUUUCUCACGGAGGUAUCCUGUUAUAAGCUAUGUCCAGGGGAUGUGUGAUAUUUUUAAGAUGUUCAUGGACGUACACUCACUCACGCAUGAAAUAGGAACAGCUGAAGCACUCGCAUACUUAUGCUUUGAGAAGAUUAUUGGUAAGUAUUUAGACCACUUCUCAUCGCAGCAGGCAGGUAUUGAAAGAUCAAUCCAGGAGAUAGAAGAUCUUCUGAUGAAGCACAGGCCUGUCCUUAUGAAGUAUCUGUAUAAGCACUCUGUAGAGGUAAAGUACUUUGCGUAUAACUGGAUGUCCACUUUCCUGAUGAGAGAGUUUCUGCAGCAUAAGGAAAUAUUCGAUGCCCACUUUUCUUUGGGCGUAGAGGAGUUUCUUCGGUUUAAUAUCUCAUUCGCGGUUUCUGUGGUGAUACACCUGCAGAAUAUUCUUAUGGAAAGUGAUUUUGAAGGGAUUCUGCACACACUGCAGCACAUCCAGGAAAUGCACUGGGAGAGGAAAGAGGUUCAAAAAGUACUUUCUAUGUGCUAUAUUAUAUAUUCGGGUGGUACUCUUUGUGAGGAGUUAAAUAAAAGUAAAUAGAAAC
This is a messenger RNA of Nematocida parisii ERTm1, 883 nucleotides long. RefSeq lists its product as uncharacterized. NCBI's taxonomy places the organism in Eukaryota, Fungi, Microsporidia. The transcript has a single exon. The record is from RefSeq and is a predicted model, not a curated record. Gene Ontology annotation, biological process: intracellular protein transport; activation of GTPase activity. Gene Ontology annotation, molecular function: GTPase activator activity. The coding region runs from base 1 to 879 and encodes 292 amino acids.